AACAAUAACAUGGAAGCGCCCACUGAACUGCAAAACAAGUGACAGAUUGUUGUUGAUGCCCAAUAAACCCGCUUAUAAAACCUCAGAUUCCAUGACUUGAUCCGCUUGCACCAUUUGAACAUGACCCGAGAAUCAUUUCGUGAAUCGGUUCGUCUGUAAGUAAUUGUUGGGCCUCAUCAUCAGAGAAACAGAGUUUGGAAGACUUUAUUAAGACGUUUCAACCUCCACCCCAUAGAGAGGAGCCCCUCCAUCUGUAUCACAAAUAAUGGCCAACAGGGAGCUGUUUUCAGCGUCUCACUCCAAACCUCAGAUCUCCUGUCUUGCUCCACUUGAACCAGAAGUUGUUGAGCCGAACCAGAGAAUUAUUCCCUGGGCAAGCCUUAGUUAUAGAUACAAAGCUCAGCCACAGCCCCCACACAGAUCGGAAGUGACUACCAAGACCAAAAAAGCAAAAUCAAAAAAGGGAAAGAAAACCAAGUCAAAAGUGAAAACACGUUCAUCCAAUGGUGCCUCGUCAACCUCUACCAAUGAUCCAAGUGUGUACGGCAGUGAUCACAUCAGUGCACUGCCUCAAUACUGUCUGCUUAGGAUCUUCAACUACCUCUCUGCGAGUGACCUAUUGAGGGUCGGCUUAGUUUGCAGAAUGUGGAACCAGCUGUCUACAGAUAAAAGCUUGUGGAAGAACGUGAGUCUGGAAGGUACACAAGUGAAGGACUAUCCAAAAGCUGUCAAAAUCUUUCAAGCACGUGGAACCAUUGCAUUGGAUUUUUACAACAACACGAUGAUGGAGUUUACUAGAAGCGUUUACAUGAGGGACAUCUACUCUAUAAUCAAGAGACUUCCUCAGCUGCAGUACCUUCACUUUGGCCACGCUUCCACCUCCGUCAUCAGUCAGGUCCCACAGUGUCUACCAGACUUAAGAGUUCUGCAAGUACACUGGCUGGAAGGAAUGUUCUCAAAGAGGCCCAACGUAACCUUUGACCUUGGAAAGCUGAGCAAACUGUCCCAAUUGCGAGUGUUGAAGAUUCGCUCCAUCAACAGCUUGGCACUGCCUCAUAUGUCAUUUUCUGAUGGGCUUGCAAGCCUGGGAAAGCUACAACACUUGCAGAAGCUGUCGCUGACAAGUCUUGAUGAGAAUCGCAUUUGCCCGCUGGACUACGAGUUCUUGACCAGACUUCCUGAACUGAGGGAACUGGAACUGGGCGACUGUGGGAACUGGAGGACUGAGGUGUAUAAGAUCUUGGGCAAGCUGACCAGACUGCGCAGUUUAAGACUAGAGAACGGAGGCUGCUGGUGUAAGGGCGAUUCAUUGGCUAACGGACUAUAUAUCUGUACAUGUAAUAUCUCAGAGACUCUGAGCAAGCUGAAAGAGUUGGAGAAGUUGGAGUUGAUAAUGUACAGAAUGCCAAGCGAUAUCAACCCUGCCCUGACGAGUCUACUCAAACUUUCCUCUUUGACAUUUUGGCCCACGGCCAGCUUGCGAGGUUACACUCAAGGACCGUGUCCAACAGUAUGUAGUGCUGGGCUGAUUCAAACAAACUCUGAAAAGUGCCGAACUCUUGCAAACCUCCACAGUCUCCGUACUUUGAUUUGGGGGGUGCCCAUCAUCACCUAUAACGUACCUGAGAAGUUCUACCCUUACAACGUCACCACGGAAAAAGCAGUCAAGAGCGAUAAAGUCAAGGCGCUGACGGAGAUGCUUGGGAAGCAGUUUCCGAACACUGCAGUGAACGUUUUAAUCGUACCAGUGGUGAUCGUCAAGGAUAGACAGUGCUUUUGCAGUGGCUCGUUCGACUCUUCGAGCUCAUCGGAGAGCUGGACGGAGAGCGACAGCUCGGAGAGUGACUACGAGUGGGAGUGGUGAAAUGAUGAUAACUCAUAAACAUUGCAUGUCCAUCACGGUCAAGUUCGCGCAAGGAUCAAUGAUUAAUUGUUUAGUGACGUGCGAAGGGGGCAUGUGCACAGAAGUUGUAGUGUGAAUGACUGUAGUCAUGUCAUCAGCACGACAUUCGACUUAAACGCAUGACACGUUAUCAUUUUGUUAUAACUGGUCCACUCUGUGCUGUGCUAAGAAAACGGCUGUUGGUAACCAGUGAUGCGACCAUGACCGGUAGGUUGGUUCCAAAUAGUCGACUAGCGUAGUCAAACUACACAGAGUUUGGGCAAUGGUAGUCAAACUAUGGUUAAUGACAGCAAAUUUGGCCGUUGCUGCUGCCUUUACUGUCUUGUUCCUUGCGUAUAAAAGCACAAAUGAAGGCUGGCGUCAUUAUACACAGAAAAGGGACCUGACUAUUUUUCCACUUCAGUCUCAUUUGUUUGUUUGAUAACAAUGAUUUGAAUGAUUUAAAUGGGUGGACUGUUUGAUUCAAUCAAGUUGACAUUGUACACAUCUUUCUUGGUGCUCCAUCUCUAAAAGACUGCCGCCAUUAGUGAGGUCAAACGAUGGAAACAUGCUCGCUUGUUUGCACCUACCCACAUCUCUAAUUAGCAAAUAAAAGGUCUACAUUUCAAUAAAUGAGGGCGCUGUUUUAGCUUGUGACAUCAUAGGCUAGGGGUCAAAAGCAAACACAGAUACUGAGUUUUACGAGAAAAAAAAGGCCCGACAAUAAUUGUUGUGAUCCAAAUUUAAAGAGACCCAAAUUAUUCACCAUCACUUUAUCUUAUAGGCAGGGUAUACUUUUGGAAAUUGUCAAAGACCAGUAUCCAUUUAGACAUGAGCCCUAAGAAACUUUAUUACUCUCGAAAAAGAAGGAAUUAUUGUUCCUAUAUUUUGUGUAUCCCAACAAACCAGUGAAAAUUUUGACUCCUGGAGUGAAUCAGUAGUAACCGAAGUUGCACGAAAGUAGUGACAAAAACCCCACCUCGUUGCAUAGAGUGGCCUGAAGCCUUUCUCAGAUUCAAAUUUUUUGGCUGAAAAAUCUCUUUCUCUAAAACUACAUUAAUUACAGCUCUCUCAUCAAGUACCGGUAAAGGGUAUAUUUUUAUGGUCUAUAGUUUUUAGAGUAAUUACCAAAGGUAUACCCUCCCUUUCACAUGUUGGACAAUUAUUUGAUUAUGUUUUGAUGUCGUUAAAAUGAAUAGUAGUUUUACAAGAAAAACUCUUUCCCAACUGAUCAGUAUGAGAUGAGGAGGUUAAGGUCUUACAGCUAAGGUUCAAAUCAAGAGCAACUAAAAAGGCCAGACAGGAAAACAAUCUAGGAACGUACAACAAGUAACUUUGAAAUCUCAUUCAGUAGUUUUAAAUUCUCAUGCUAAUGAAGGAUUGUUCUAUCAAUUGUUUCAUUUGAGAAAGGGAAAGAGAUUCUUCCAAAACUUUACCACCAUGUUCUGCUAAGCAAAAAUAAAAAAGGGAACCAGUUACAAACAAGAUACAUUGCAUGAGUGACAUUUUAGCCGGUAUCCUGUAUAAAAUGUAUCUGUGCUUAGCAAAUUUAUCUGCUUAACUACUCGGAAAUCAACCACACUGGACCUAAUUUUCAUAAAGCUGUGAAGCAAAAAAAAGUGCUUAGCAAUUGUUAUUACUGUUUUCUGCUAAGCAAAACUUAGCAGGGAAUCAGUCACAAACAAUGUACAUACAGGAGUAAUUUGUUUCUACUAAGCAAAACUUGUUCUGCUAAGCAGCUCUAUGAAAUUGGGUCAUGGUCUGAACGAGUAACAUGUUUUAUCUUAGCCAGAUUUCUGAGAUAAUCACAAACAUUUUCCAGUCGAUGUUCAUCCAUUUUGUUGAACUAGAUCUAACCCAUGCUUGUUACACCGUAUAGCCUCAAUCAUUUCAGUCCAUUCAAAGUCACUCACUGUGCACGUUUAUCUUUGCAUGAAAACACACAUAAAUGAAACAAAAUAAAAGCGAGAUUUUUUGUUCUGACAGAGA
This is a messenger RNA of Asterias rubens (European starfish), 3871 nucleotides long. RefSeq lists its product as uncharacterized. Gene Ontology annotation, molecular function: protein binding. The record is from RefSeq and is a predicted model, not a curated record. The coding region runs from base 266 to 1864 and encodes 532 amino acids. Lineage: Eukaryota; Metazoa; Echinodermata; Asteroidea; Forcipulatida; Asteriidae. The transcript has 11 exons.